AUGCCACUUCGAACCACACCUCAGAAUCUCGCUGACUAUAUAUGUGCGGUCCGAGGCAAGCCUGUGGAUAAAUUCGAAUGGAACAAUGUACAAGUCUCAAUGAUCCUCUCCGCAUGGACCGAGCCAGCAAUGCUGUUGCUAUUGGCCACCAGGACUUGUAAGAUCCGCCCACUAGGCGCUGUCAAUGUACGGAACCGUAUGGAGAUGUUAAGACCCGAUUUAUGUAAACCUGGGGACUUUGGUCAUUUCGACAGAGCCGUGCUUUCAGCAGUCUAUUCAAAGUCUGUAAGAAGCGUCAAACGUGGUCUUGAGAUCGACCUCAUUGUCUCUCUCAAUGUUCCCGAUAGCCAAGGCAGACUGACAGAUGCCUUUCGCCAAGUCUUCACCAUACUUCAGUUCACAAAUACGGUUCCAGUGACCCUCAAGACCUCCAAGUCUGUUCAAAAAACCCUUUCCUGGCAACGACCAGUUCAAGCGUCUUUCUCGAUGCGACACCAGGAGCCCACUCUCUGGGCAGAGGUCUGCAAGGACUACAAUCCAAUUCACACAUCCACGAUGGCAGCCAAAGUCCUCGGAUUUCCUGGAAAACUCGCCCAUGGUAAUCAUGUUGUAGCUAAGGCUUGGAUUGCAUUACUACAGGCAAACAAACACCCGGAUGAUAUUGCUCUAUCGACGACCCUUGAGCCUGUCUGGUUGCAAGUAUCAUUCAAACGACCCAUCGUCAUGCCCGCCAGGCUCGAAGCGCUCUAUGGACAGACUCUUCUUCCGCAUGACUCUCAGGAGGCCAUCAAUUUUCAGGUGGUCUCUAAGGAUAAAGUCCGGCUUGCAGGGUCCAUCGGCACACUUUACUGA
Messenger RNA from Exophiala aquamarina CBS 119918, 852 nucleotides. RefSeq lists its product as uncharacterized. The record is from RefSeq and is a predicted model, not a curated record. Lineage: Eukaryota; Fungi; Ascomycota; Eurotiomycetes; Chaetothyriales; Herpotrichiellaceae. The coding region runs from base 1 to 852 and encodes 283 amino acids. The transcript has a single exon.